CCAAAUCAUGCAUAGAUUCUGCUUGACCAAACAACAAACAAACAGUUAGACAAUAAUUGUUUAACUUUCGGUGACAUCUUUUGUCUAGCAACUCUGGUCGUCUGAAACUGUGAAACAGACGGUCUGAAAAAAGGAAAUCCUGUGACUCGCAAGCCUGCAACUGUGUGGGCAGAUCUCUGAAAAGUUGUGACUCUACAAGCAUGCAGCGAGGGGUGACUCAAAAAAGACUUUCUAGCGAGCUGUUUGACUCUCUGAAGGAGUAUCUGAACAACAGGAACAGACUACAACCCAUUAUUGGCCUGGGCAGUAUUAUAGAAUGUGUGAAGACGGGAUCAGACCGCAGAGAAGCACUGUACCUGUGUGAGGUGUGUGUGUGUCGACUCAGUAUAUCUGACAUGCGAAACCACAUUGUGGGAAGUCUCCACAGAUACAACUACACUAAAGCCUGGCACCCCGAUUUUUUGUCUGAGUUGAAGGAGAGCUCAGACCUGUCACUGUUGGCCUGGCCACUGAUGGAGAAGGCCAAAAUGCUUGAGGAAAAAGAAGGACCUGGGGAUAUUAAGUUGUUAGAGGUUGAAGAUGCUGUAUACCAGAAGAUUGCAAGACAAAGUGACAGCGACGCAGUCACUCUGAUAAAUUCCAUAAGACAUGGACAAUGGCGGACAGACCUUGAGAACCGUUCAGAGGCUACAUCUGUGCCACAGAGGAUUGUAUUGCUUGGCCAGGGCCACCAGAGACACUCCAAGAAAUCCUUCAAUGCUGACAUGAAAUCACAGAAGACCUCAGCACAGACUAACGAGCCUCCAUCUCUAAUCCAGUCAACUCUAGCUCCUAUCGACUCAAACAGCUGGUUAGAUAACAUCUCUACAUCACAGCUAGACAAUACUGGGAUGUCAGACGACAACAACAGCUUUAUAGAUGGCUACACAGGAACCAAGCUUCUUAUUGGUCUUUCCAGAGUGGUUGAGUGUAGAAGUGAAGAUGGUCACACAUACUGUUUCAUGUGCCACUGCUGCCGCAUCAGAAUCAACAAAAAGGACAUCAAUGAUCACCUAACCAGCACUUGCCAUCUUGUCAACUACUUGGUGGAAUCUCAUCCUGAGCAGGUGGAGGAUAUUAAUGACAAUCAGCUUCUCCAAUCACUGGCAAAGAAAGUGGAGCAAGAGGAGGGCCGAGGAGAGCUGGAGGUGGUAAAUGCACCAGAAUCCAUCUGUAUCCUACUGACUGGCAAAAGUUACCACUGGUGUAAGUACAGAUAUAUGCCUGUCCACUGUUUUCGUUUGGCCAUAAAACAUUCACCUCUUUAGCCCCAACUCUCUGUUCUUGAGGAGGGACUCCUGAUGUAAGUAUGAAGAUUGUUUAACUCUGCCCCCUCACAUUAACACUUUUUAUUACUUUUCUUUGCUUGAAUAGGUGUUCUGCAUAAAAAUGAUACUCCACAAGAUCUCAAGUUUGAAACACUUGCUCCCUCCCGGAACUUAUCCUUUUAUUAUCUAUUGUUGUAUCAUUCACCCCUUUUUUAUCUUGAUUUUUCCUCUCUUAUUGUACUUAUACAGCACCCAAGCAUACUAUUUUGAACUACUAACUUACUCUUUCAGUCAGUGCAUUUUGUGAACACAGUUUGUUUUUCUUUGUAUACCCCUCGUAUUGUUUUCUUUUUGUCCCAGGUAUAAAGAUGCUGUGUAACGGAUGGACACAAAAUAACACUGAAAAGAGGAAAAUAGCUGUCAAAGGGCCAAUUGUCAACAAGACCUUCAGUCAAAUCACGGCAGAGAAAUGUGCUGCAGCGCGGUCAAAACGGGCACAAAGAAAGAAAGCAAAAAGAAAGAUGAUGAAGGUGACUAAUACGGUGUUUAAGGUAAGCUUACCUCUCACCAAAGGUGCAAUACUGCUGGAGAGGACAUCUUUCAACAUGGACAGACUCCCUGUGUCAUCCUACUCCCCUUCAGCCGACUCAGAUGUCAAUCCCUCACCAGAGGCCCAGACAGAGGAAUAUGAGUACGACUGUGACUCUGGGUCAUUUGCCAUUAACCACUCUGAGCACACCUCAAUGUGUGCACCUUCACAACUUCAGCAAGAUUUUGGUAGAGGAGAUGCAGGCUCUGGUCAAUACAUGGGACCAGAAAGAAACAUCACUGUCCCUCAGUAUCAGGAAGUGGAUGGUUAUUUCAAUAACGGUGAUUACUUCAGCCAGUCUGAACACAUAAGUAAUAAACAAAACCAAGGGGCCUGCGAGGAAAGGAAUUACAACAGACAGUCUCAAUCACAAGGAAGAUCAAAUAACUUUUAUACAGAGUGGCAAAAUCAUGGACAGAUACCUGCUGUGUCCCAUGCUCAGGAAUGGCCAUCUUACCCCUCUUCCGACAGACGUGAGGAGGGUUACACUGAGCAAUCGUACCAUUCAUCUUUCCAGAAUGGAUUUGACUCAAGAGUGGAUGUACCCAGAGGGGAGAGACACGAGAUAAGCUCAAAUGCUACCCAACAGUAUUACCAGCAACAGCCCACUAUGCAUCAUACACGUCUUCCUGUGGGAAGUGAGGGACACUAUGGUUUGUCUGGUGAACUUGCUCCUCAUUUAGUUGCUGCUGAGAUUAACGUGAACCCCCAUCGAGGAGAUUCCCAUGCUCACAACGACAGCAUUACGCCAGAGACCGGAGAACAAUUUGUUAAGAUGGAACAGAGACGAUUGCAAACAUACGCAGAGGUCACAACUGGCCAGGUCCCAAUGGCUCCACAAAGUUAUGUGAUACAACCUUUGGCCUAUCAACCCAUUCAAGUAGGCCACAGGGUAAUGUCUACAAAUGCCGACCAACUCUUUCUUCAUCCAGGCGGUGGUGGCGGCAGUGGCAUGUCUUAUUCAAAUGAAUACAUUCCACCUGGACAAACUCCGCGUUAUGAAGCGUACUCUGAUCUUAACAUCAGGGUCACUGGUUUUUCAGGUGGAAUGAUUUCAGGGAAUGUAACUGGAACACCACACUGGAACAUGUAUGCAUAUCCUGUUUCUGCAUACAGUACCCCAUCUCACUGAAACCACAUUUCCACUCACUACUGGCAUGGUUUCAGUGGUUGCUGUCAUACUACUUCAUGUUUUUCUAAAAGAAAACAUGUAUGAUUAUCUAAGAAAUGUGAAUCUCCUAAUAGAGGAAGCUUCUCAGUGUUAUAUGAAAUAAAUGUAGCAUUGUCCCCGUUGACUUUCAGUAUUAACACAUGACUUUUUUGACUUUUCAUUCAAAAAAGUCAGAGUUUAGACCAUUAAACUGAAAUGAGACUAAGUGGCGACAUGUUUUCUAUGAUAUGUUUGGAGACAUAAAGAGGUCACUUGUUCAAAUUUUGAAUAAUAAUGAAAUUGACUGGUUGUAAAAUUGUAAUGACUCCAUAAUUUCAUAUGGACUAAACUGCUGUUACAAAGUGGACAGAAAUGCUAAUUCUGUUUUUUUUUUUUUACAUUGAAUGUGAUUUUUGUUUUUUUCUCUUCUGAACUUCAGGCUAAUAGUCAAUUUUAGGUCAAGUCAAUUUUAUUUGUAUAGCUGAAUAUCUAUAAUCGCUACAUUAUCUGGUUACAUAUCAAUAAACAUCACUGCUUUUUGAUUUAGUACUGAGCACAAUCCUAACACCACUUUACGUUUUUUUUGUUGUUGUGUGAAAUAUAAAAUUGACUCAAGCCGUGCUAAGCAGAAGAUAAUGAGAUAAUUUAAAGUGAAAUGUACCAUAAUUUACUGAUGAGGUUUUAAAUUCAUAUCGAAAAUGGAGUACAAAACAUCCUCAGUAUUGUUAAACAUCACAUUAUAUUUUUCAGUGCUUCAUAUCUGUAAAGAAUAACAAAAAAGAUCACAGUGAGGCUGUGGUUUGUGCUUGUUAAUAUGUUAAACUAUUGACACUGAGAUUUUCUUUGUCAUUUGGACCAUUACACCUAUAUGACUGGGUUUGUUAUAGAAGUAGUGCCCGAACAACUCCAUGAUGACUUUACAUUCAUUAAAUGUGUUAUAACUUUUAAGUAUGUUCUUGAGUAGAUUUUCUGAAGUGAUCUUACCCGGUCAUGUUAAUGUCAUAAAACAAUAUCAAGUAUAUUAUUUAACUAAAUGUAAUUGAAAACAUCAUCCUGGAUGAUUUUGAUCCAUUUAGCUGAUUUUGGUGCACCACUAGAGACAUAUUUGUGUUAACCGGCAUAUAAUAAGAAGGAUGUGAGAUCAAAUGUUUUUUUGUUUUUUUUAGAUCUGGUUAGUGGUUUAGUUUCAGUUUAAGGUGACAUUGUUAAGUUUCUCAUUUAAAUCACAUCUCUUAAUGUUAUGUCAGCUGUAUCUGUUGUACUUAAGUUUCAAAAUUAAAAGCACUU
Molecule: messenger RNA, 4333 nt
Organism: Scomber japonicus (chub mackerel)
Lineage: Eukaryota; Metazoa; Chordata; Actinopteri; Scombriformes; Scombridae
Exons: 12
Coding region: 201-1307 (368 amino acids)
Cellular component (GO): precatalytic spliceosome
Molecular function (GO): double-stranded RNA binding; single-stranded RNA binding
Source: RefSeq, a predicted model, not a curated record